CGGCAUUACUCACGUGUGCACGCCAGCGUCAACGUGGAAGAGCGUGUACCUUAUGUUCCUUUACAAAAUAUUUCGGGCACUUAGUUCAGCGUUACGAAAAUACGUUCGAGAGGUGACACGUCGAAGGUGAAAUGAAUCCGUCGGAAUCGCAGCAGAAUCUAUUCGCGAAUGAGGCGAGUACGUCGUCGGUGCAAUCAUUACAGGCACCUAUUGACUAUAUUCUCGGCCCGGUUGAGAAGCAUUUCCUACUCAGCGCGGAACGAGGCGAUUGUGCCACUGUCAAAAGAUUGAUCGAGGAGAACCAAGACCACCCUGAAAUACUGAACAUCAAUUGUGUCGAUCCGCUGAAUCGAUCGGCGCUCAUAGCCGCGAUCGAGAACGAAAAUGUUGAACUAAUAAAGUUACUGCUGGAAUUAGGAAUCGAAGUAAAAGAUGCACUCCUGCACGCCAUUAAAGAAGAGUACGUGGAGGCAGUGGAGAUCUUGUUGGAGUGGGAGGAAAAAAUACAUAAGCCGGGACAACCCUACAGUUGGGAAGCCGUGGAUUCAUCGUCGAAUUUCACACCCGAUAUAACUCCAUUGAUCUUAGCGGCUCAUAAAAACAACUACGAGAUACUGAAAUUGCUUUUGGAUCGCGGUGCGACUCUACCGACGCCACACGAUGCCAGAUGUGGCUGUGACGAAUGCGUCACUUCCAGCGAACAGGACUCCCUCCGACACUCGCAAUCUCGAAUAAAUGCGUAUCGUGCGCUCACCUCGUCAUCUCUAAUUGCGCUUUCAUCGAGAGACCCACUUUUGACAGCCUUCGAGCUUUCGUGGGAAUUACGUCGUCUCAGCAGAAUGGAACAAGAAUUUCGUGCCCAAUAUAAUGAGAUGCGGGAACAGACGCAACAAUUUGCGACCUCCUUGCUGGACCACGCGCGUACGUCUUAUGAAUUGGAAAUAAUGCUGAACUACAAUCCCACUGGAGAGAAUUGGGAUCCUGGAGAGAGACAGACCUUGGACCGACUCAAACUGGCUAUUAAAUAUAAACAGAAGCAAUUCGUCUCUCAUCCGAACGUGCAACAAUUAUUGGCCGCUAUUUGGUACGAUGGUCUUCCGGGAUUCCGAAGGAAAAGUAUUUUGGCCCAAUUGUUGGAAGUCGGUAAACUUGGAGCAAUGUUUCCGGUCUAUAGCACGAUCUAUAUGAUGUCACCUACCUCGCAGAUGGGAUUAUUCAUGAAAAAGCCAUUCGUAAAGUUCAUAUGUCACUCCGCAUCGUAUGCUGUCUUCCUCAUGCUUCUCGGCAUGGCAUCGCAAAGAAUCGAAUAUCUGUUGAUCGAAGUAUUUGGCAACAAAUGGAUGCGGGAGAUUCUCGCUGGUUGGAAGAAACGAGAACGCGGUUGCGUACCGGGUUUCGUUGAGACAGGCGUGGUCAUUUACGUGAUAAGUUUGAUCAUCGGCGAAAUUAAAUCGUUAUGGGCAGACGGACUAAUGGAGUAUAUAUCGGAUCUUUGGAAUAUCGUAGACUUCAUUCAAAAUACCUUUUACGUAGUCUGGUUAAGUUUGCGAGUUACAGCCUGGUGGAUAGUGCAGAGAGAGUAUUGGAAUGGAUUAGAUCCGUGGUAUCCACGGGAUCAGUGGCAUGCAUUUGAUCCAAUGCUACUUUCGGAAGGAGCAUUUGCGGCCGGGAUGAUCUUCAGCUUUUUAAAGCUCGUUCACAUAUUCAGCGUGAAUCCUCAUCUCGGACCACUUCAGAUUUCCCUCGGGAGAAUGAUAAUAGACAUAAUCAAAUUUUUUUUCAUCUACACCCUCGUGUUGUUUGCUUUUGGUUGUGGUAUGAAUCAGCUGAUGUGGUACUAUGCGGAUUUGGAGAAAAUGAAGUGCUAUCAUAUGUCCGACGAAUUGCCGGAUUUCGAUAAUCAGGAAAAAGCUUGCUCGAUAUGGAGGAGAUUUGCCAAUUUGUUUGAGGCGUCGCAGUCUCUCUUCUGGGCAAGUUUCGGCAUGAUCGAUUUAAUGUCCUUCGAUUUGACGGGUAUCAAAAGCUUCACGCGAUUCUGGGCGCUACUCAUGUUCGGCUCUUAUUCUGUGAUAAACGUUAUUGUACUGCUGAAUAUGUUGAUCGCUAUGAUGUCUAAUUCUUAUCAAAUCAUUUCGGAACGAUCGGACACAGAAUGGAAAUUCGCCAGGAGCCACUUGUGGAUGAGCUACUUCGAAGAUGGCGAUACCGUACCGCCGCCGUUUAACAUGAUACCGACCAGCAAAACUUUUGAGAAGUUAUUGAAAUGUGAUAGUGCCGGUCGCUCCACCACAUCUUUCAUUAAAAAGUCUCGAGAAAAGGCCUUGUCCAGGCAUGACACCGUUGUGCGUCUGCUUAUACGUCGUUAUGUAACAGCUGAACAAAGGAAACGGGACGAAUUCGGUAUUACCGAAGACGAUGUUAGGGAAAUUCGCCAGGACAUUUCAUCCUUUCGGUACGAUCUAAUCGACAUUCUCAAGAAGAACGGAAUGCACACGCCAAUGCUCGACAAAGAGGACUCGAAUAUAUCUGGCAAAAAGGGCAGAGUGAUGGAACGUCGUCUGCAGAAAGAUUUCCAGAUCGGCAUAGUGGAGGGCAUCAUGCAGGCAGUCAUCCAGAGCGAGAAGGAGCCGAAAGAUGUGUUUAGUCAGAUCGCGCGAGCUAUCGGGCGUAAAGGAAGCGGUACUGGCAAGAAGGACUGGAACGCUGUGGUGAGGCAGAGUACCAUCACAACAGAUCCGAUUGGCAGCACGAACGAGGCAGUGCAACGCCAGUCCCGACGCAGUUUGCGUCGUCAACUGCGACACCAGCCGAACUCCGACUUGGCAUCCAUGGAUCCGAAUCGACUGGUAAAUUAUAAUCCGUACCUCUCCGAGUUCACGCCAGCCACCAGAAUUGCUUACGCCAAGUUCAUGAUGAGCAAGAAUAAGGUGGACGAACAACAAGAGGAACUUUCGGAAACAACCCAUGAGACAGUCGAGGCUCCUCGAAGAAGUAGCAAAGUUAUAAUCUCAGAAACCGCCACGCAACCGGACGCAAUGCCACGACACAUGACCGCAUCAUUCAAAAAGAGCUUACUAAAAUUCUCGAGCAGCGGCAGCGUGAACAAGCUGAUGGAGAAGACGCUCGAUACCCAAAUGAUCGAAGCCAGGUCUCCUUCGCCUAUACCUGAAGAUCCCGGAAAAGAGGAUGUCAGCAAGCAGCUCAGGUUAGCGCCAGUAAUAGCAACUGAUCAAAAGAAAAAAGUCGACAAGACAGACGCGAGUAAUAGGGAAAGUAUGCAGGAGCAGCAAAAAGACAGUGAAGAAACUAAUUCAGCGGAUGAGACAAAAGAAGAGGAGAAGAAAGAAGAAAAACUGAGACAUGAUGAUAUUAAAGAACAAUCUGAUAAAAAAGGGAACGACUAUAAUGGUGAAAAGGGAAUGAUAUCGGACAUGAAAGAGGAAAACGAAUCGGAAAUACAUUCCGAGUCUGACACGAAAGAAAACGAGCCAAUGGCUCGUUACCAUUCGCCGUUAACUACAAAAUUGCACGGCAAAUCAAAAGCGACCGGUCAGAUAAUGGGAGGAUGGAUCUAGAUUUCGGCGUUCGACUUAAGGAGACUGUAAGGCAAAACGAAUCGGAUAAGAAUCGAAAGAAUUAAAAAUGAAACUUGCAUUACGUAGAAUAAAACGGGGUAAUGGCGGUCACUUAAAUAGAAAUUCUCAUGAAACAGGUAAGAAAUGUGAGAUUCAAAAUCUGCUUGAUGCAAUAGAUACCUACAGGUAUUUACUAUAAUAUAGACUGAUGCAAAAAAUUCCAUAGAAAUAUAUAUCAGAGAAACAAAUGAAAAAGCGAAAAGUGAGAUUUGAUCGGGAUUACCUUGACUUCAGGUUAAUGCCGGUUAGCGAUGUUUACAAUGUAUAAAAUCAGAGAAAAUACACAUUUCACUGAAAAUCGAACAUUUAUACUAUAUAUCAUAUAAGAAGAGAUGACAAAGUUCUACGUAAUAUCUUGAAAUAUAAUAUCUUGGAAAAAUUGUUAAUUGUUUAUUAAUUUGCAUCGUAAUAAUAUCCAUCUAUGAUAUUUCAAUCAGUGCAAUUUUUAUGCGUCUAAGUCCACAAAAUCUGCAGCGGAAAACCAUAUUUCAUCAUCUCUACAAAAUUCUCGACAAAGAGAAUAUAAUCCUGGUUAAUGUCGGUCACUUCACUCAUGGCUAACCGGCAUUAUCCAAAUUACAUAUUUUCACAAAUAGAUUAGCCACAUAAUAACGAUCCAUCAAUGCAAAAAAACCUAUAUUCCUACCUAGGAUUGAGUAAUAACCAGUUGAUCAGUUAAAAAUUAAAUUAAAAAGUUAAUCAUUUUUACCUUAACUUAGUUAAAAUGAGUUAACUUUUAACUUAAAUUA
Messenger RNA from Dinoponera quadriceps, 4384 nucleotides. It is a transcript of the gene trp, whose product is annotated as transient receptor potential protein-like. The coding region runs from base 132 to 3575 and encodes 1147 amino acids. Lineage: Eukaryota; Metazoa; Arthropoda; Insecta; Hymenoptera; Formicidae. Gene Ontology annotation, cellular component: cation channel complex; membrane. Gene Ontology annotation, biological process: manganese ion transport; regulation of cytosolic calcium ion concentration; calcium ion transmembrane transport. Gene Ontology annotation, molecular function: protein binding; inositol 1,4,5 trisphosphate binding; store-operated calcium channel activity. The transcript is spliced from 18 exons. The record is from RefSeq and is a predicted model, not a curated record.